Messenger RNA from Manduca sexta (tobacco hornworm), 1480 nucleotides. RefSeq lists its product as uncharacterized. The transcript is spliced from 9 exons. Bases 438 to 1460 code for a protein of 340 amino acids. NCBI's taxonomy places the organism in Eukaryota, Metazoa, Arthropoda, Insecta, Lepidoptera, Sphingidae. The record is from RefSeq and is a predicted model, not a curated record.
UAAAAAGAGACAGAUGAUGCGGAAUAUAAGUUCCUUUAUUAUUUACGCAUAUAGCUAUCUAUGUGUUGUAUCGCAUGGUCAAAGUGCUUGCUUGCUUUUCGGAACAUUUGUAUUUGUUUUGUUAGUGUUAUUGGUAGUCAACAAUCGUUCACAUGAACUCUCGAUCAUGUACGAUAUUUGUCAUAUCUGAUAUUCAGUAAAUUGUUAGAGCAAUUCGAUCGCGCGAUUAAAUCGAAUGCUGCUUCGUGCAGGCGCCGGGACGAAACCAAUUAAGUUGUUUUCAAGCGAUCAAGCGACAUCAUUAAUAAAAUAUUGGUGUAAAAUAUGUUGGUGUAUGUGUCAAAUUUAUGUUGAAUAUUAAACAAUGUUUAGUGAAUACACGCCUUUAUAACUGUGCUACUGAAAAUUACUUAAUCAGUUAAAUUAGUAUUUUGUGUAUGAAUUUGAUUAAUAUGUGUUCUGCACUAAAAUAUUUACCACAAUGGAUAAUUUGGGUGACUAUUUUUUGUGAUGGAAGUCACGGAUUAACAUGUCAUGCGCGACAUAGAAUGAACCCGAGAAGACGCAUAGAGGAGUUUUUAAACACAGAAAGAACAAAUACGCCCAUGGAGUCGCAAGAAAAUCCUAAGGAACCGAAAUUAAUUCUGCAAGUGUUUGUAAAUGACAAACAAACCUACAAUGGAACCAUCUAUUAUGAUGUUGGCGAUAGAUUGCGUUUUUCCUGUGAUGUAUUACAUGAGCCGGUUUACGUAGUGUACCGUAAUAAAAUCAUCCAUCAGUGGAUUUCAGGACAUCAACACAUAAUACCACAACAAGGAACGAUUCGGAAAUUCGACUUUAAUAUUAUAGCAGAUGAUUUAGACAACAAGUCUAGUAUAUACUGUACAAUGGAUGGAGAGAAUAUAAAUACACUCCAAAGUGAUAUUAAGGAAUUGAUCAUGAAUCCAGGGACUUCGAAAUCUGAUGAUAAUAUUAUUGAAUAUAAUGAAGAACACCCUACAUUUACUUGCAACUCUAAAGGUUCCUAUGAAGGAAAGAAAAUUCUGCCGGCCACCGAUUCUAACUCAUAUUAUGUCUGUGUAAUCAUCAACAAAAUUAACGAGAGCGGAGAAGAGGCACAUUAUACACGAGAAAUUUAUAAUAAGACUAUAUUCAAGUAUAUUCCGAUGCAAAAGGAAAAUAAUACACACAAUGCCUCAAAGUUAUCAAACACUAGUAUAAUUGGGAUCGGAUUGGGUGUAACCGUAUGUAUCGUGUUGAUGGGCAUUGUUUGUCUUCUAUAUGUGGUAAAGAAAAGACGAGCCAAGCUUCAACCACCACGUAACCGAGAUAGUGUUUCCAAUCAAGUAAUUUAUGCAGAUCUGGAACUAUCCGAAAGACCUUCUAGAACCAUCUUAGAACAAGAAAAUGAUGAUACACCAUACGCUCAAGUUAUCGGAAUCGUACAAAAAAAUAAAUAAUAAAAUUUACUUAAUACCAA